AAAAAGGACUACUUGCCCCUACCACUUUAAUUGUCCUUUUUUAUCUGCGUAAUUCUGUUAUCUAAUCUGUGAACACGAUAAUUUUAGUUGCACUAGACACAGUGUGAUACCUGUGGUGAACUUCAAAAACAUGGACUUUUAUAAUUACCUUUGUAUACUGCUUUUAGGCUUAUUUUUAAUUAAUACAGGAUACACUCAAAGUGUCACAACUGUUAUUCCAAGUGAGGAGGUGUUUAUUGAAGAUGACAACAAUCAUACUUGGACUUCACUCAAUUAUCCAAAGCCAUACCCCAUCACCAAUCAAACCACGAUAUUGAAAGUGCCCAAUGGAUAUUCCAUUGCUGUAUUUGUGGAUGACUUAGAUUUGGAUAGUGGGAGUGGGGAUUUUCUUUUACUUAAAGGAGGAGACAAAUUAAAAGACGAGAACAAAGGAGUAGUAUUUACAUACACUUUAAAAUCGGCAAGAAACUAUCUAAUUGAGCAAUCAAGUGCGUAUUUAGCAUUUCAAGUACAUGGUAACAACACUGCUCUAAAAAAAGGCUUUUCUCUGCGGUACACGCGAAAAGGUAAAGAAGUUGCAACUACUGAGACUCCAACAACUACAAUCCUAUGGCCGACUCCAGCAGCAGGUGACCAUAUGUAUUUAACAGUAAAUGUGACCGGUAAAUCACAAGAAGACUUUGGAAACGAUACCAAUUUAAUUAACUUUAAAAAUGCCAUAGCUAAUAUGGCCAUCGAAUAUUGUUCCAAGCACAAUAUUUCCUUAAGUCAAAAUAUAACAAUUAAAAAUAUUCACAUUAACACUUUGACGCGGUGUGUGUAUAACUGGCCUGAAAGCAAUAUGUGCGUAAAGAUACAACUGUCCAUUCCUGUCUUUCUUGACACCAACUCCACGUUAAAUGGAUACCAGCUGUCCUCAGGAAAUUUAGAACAAAUGUGGAGAGAUUUGGCAGACAAAUGGUUGCCGACUGUUGGGAUGCUUGUAUACCAAGAGCCUCAUAGCAAUUCUAAACUCGUAUUAUGGCUUUUAAUUAGCGGUACAAUAUUGAUAUGCGUCACUUUGGGAUUGUUCGUCGUAAAAGCUCUUAGCAGAAGUGCAUUUACAACAGCCAUCAAACACACGAAAAGAAGAUACAGUGAUACUAAAGGUAUAGUGGAAAAUGAAUUGAAGCCUAGAAAGACAUCGUUGACUCCCCAUCCGCGACAAGUAAUUCCUCCAUUUUUCGAUAAUGACACUUUCUUCCAAUACGAGCCUAAAAUGGACACAGCUCCUACUGAUUUGUAUUUCUUCAGUGAUGAUAGCGAUGAAGAUGUUCACUUCAGCAAAAACAGAAGCCAAACUUUGGAGUCAAAAACGUAACCAAUUGCUUGUGCGUUAUCUUUUAAGGUUUUUUUAAAAUUAUAUAAGAAACACUUGGGCGAUAGCCACAUGCUAGCUGUAACGUUUAUUAAAAAAUACAAUUUUGCAUUUCGAGACAAAGUGGGCGAGGAAGAAGGCAGUGUAAAGGAAGGAGUGGAGGACCCUCCCCAGAACAAAUUGCAUUAUUGGAUUCACAUGCACAUUAAAAAAAAUAUCUAUUU
Photinus pyralis (common eastern firefly) is the source of this 1581-nucleotide messenger RNA. RefSeq lists its product as uncharacterized. The transcript is spliced from 7 exons. NCBI's taxonomy places the organism in Eukaryota, Metazoa, Arthropoda, Insecta, Coleoptera, Lampyridae. Bases 131 to 1360 code for a protein of 409 amino acids. The record is from RefSeq and is a predicted model, not a curated record.